Rhodamnia argentea is the source of this 790-nucleotide messenger RNA. Its product is annotated as AP-4 complex subunit sigma. NCBI's taxonomy places the organism in Eukaryota, Viridiplantae, Streptophyta, Magnoliopsida, Myrtales, Myrtaceae. The record is from RefSeq and is a predicted model, not a curated record. Gene Ontology annotation, cellular component: intracellular membrane-bounded organelle. The coding region runs from base 104 to 535 and encodes 143 amino acids. Gene Ontology annotation, biological process: protein transport; vesicle-mediated transport. The transcript has 4 exons.
UCAGCUGCAAAUUGAGCUUCACCGAAGAAGCAACUCUCUCUCUCUCUCUCUCUCUCUCUCUCUGGGAAGGUGAAGGUGAAGGUGAAGGUGAAGGUGGAGAACCAUGGGGAUCAGAUUCAUACUGAUGGUGAACAAGCAAGGCCAGACCCGUCUCGCCCAGUACUACGAAUACCUCACCCUCGAAGAAAGGCGAGCUCUUGAAGGCGAGAUCGUUCGCAAAUGCCUCGCCCGCACCGAGCAACAGUGUUCAUUUGUUGAGCAUCGCAAUUACAAGAUUGUCUAUAGGCGCUAUGCAUCACUUUUCUUCUUGGUUGGAGUUGACAAUGAUGAGAAUGAGCUUGCGAUCUUGGAGUUCAUACAUUUACUAGUUGAAACAAUGGAUCGUCAUUUCGGCAAUGUGUGUGAACUGGACAUCAUGUUCCACUUGGAGAAGGCGCAUUUCAUGCUGGAGGAAAUGGUCAUGAACGGAUGCAUUGUGGAGACCAGCAAAGCAAACAUAUUGGCACCAAUACAGCUGAUGGAGAAAUCAUCAUGAAACCAUACCCUGUUGAGUGUCCUGAUUUUCUCUUGACGGCGCAUCAAGGUUACAUAUUAGAGAAGAGAGAAUUUUUUGGUGAAUAUACAUUACACAAUCUCGCUCGUUAUAAUUCGCAAUCCGUGCUUGAUUGUAGAAUUUGGAGGAUAAAUUGUGGAUUUUCGGGGAAACUGAUUAUGGGGCGGUGCAGUCUUUUUUGCCAAUAUUACUGGAGUUGUAAUGUAUAUUUCUGAUAAAUGUCUGAUAUGCAUUCAA